AUGCUAUGCGACGUUGAAGCACGUACUGCUCAUGUACCUCACACACUUAACCAUGCACUUACUCUCACGACUUCUCUUGCAAGCAACAUACAAGAAGGACUAAGGUCCAGAAGAAUGAAGGUGAAGUCUUGGAAAGAUCCAGGUAUCGGUGAAUUUGGAAGCUCGAGAUCCAACGUGCCUUCCUUCGUUCCUCCUCCCUCCUGCUACCUGACAAUAACGGACGGAGCAAAACCCAAAAAUGCCGGGAAAAUGCAAGCGCACCUGGCCCUCGCCGCCUUCCUGAAGUCGCAAGUCUCUCGUGCGCGCUUGCCCGGCUUGUCGGCCUUCGAUUCGACACAGCAGGUCCUGCCAAGCUUCAAGAGGCACAUCUUCUUUCCGUUCUUCCUCACCAGUGACCAGCUGUCUGGAGACAAAAAACCGGGGCCUACAGAUGUUGUGGAUACUUGCUGGAGACACAUGAAUAACACCUUCAAGCUCGACAACGGACGAAAGGCACCGCAAAACCAUCACCGGUUUACGUUAAGGCAAACGGCCUCGACCAUAUUGGCACUACUGGAUGGAUGGAUGGACGGGGUUGGGUUCGGUUCGGUUCCAUCUUCUCAUCCAAGCUCAACUUGGUCCAGAAUGACCAAACCCUCACUUUUUUGCCUCGGCUUCUUUCGACAUCAUCCUUGUUCCGUCCUUAAAGCCCAUCCUGGCGCCCGAGGCAUGGGGGCAUUUGUAGGAUGGGCCCGAGCAACGCCAAAGAUACAAGCUGCUAAGAACAAGGGCGGGGUGGGAACCAACAGCUUGAGCCUUGAAGAAGACGACGAGUCGACAAUCGUUCUUGCCAAUUUGCGACUGACUAGACGGCGAUAUGGCAACGCCGAAAUGCGGUUCAACCAAUUAAGCAUCGCACGUUGGACGAAGCAAAAAAGCCUUUGCGCCGCGGCGCCCCGUAUCAGUACGUCUGGUCUGUACGAUACUUCGCAGCCUUUCACCCACCGAUUCGCGCAGUUCGUCAGGCGCUUUGAAACGGUUGAAAAGCUGCGACAUGGAUCUUGCUUGGGCACGUUGCCGGAACCCAUUGCCCAGCCCAGAGUCCCAGACAUUUGUCUUUCCGACAACGGCAAUGGCGCAUUGGGAGCUUUGGACACCAGCUCCAACUCUAUUUCCGGGACAUGGCCACGGCUUCCUCUCGCCGGCCCAAUCUCGACACCUCUGUUGGCAUUAUCAGAGCUCGCAGUGGCACUCGCUGUCUUGCGCUCAGUCAGUGCCCUCAGGCCCGCAAACACAACCGACUCUGACGAACUCCCAUCGGGGGCUCCGAACUCCCGACGGGUGUUGGACUUGAUAAUCGCGAGUCUAGUAGUCAAGUCUGCGCAACGCAAUUCUCAUCCUGGAGGCUUGCAGCCGGGUUGUCAGGGGGCCGUGGCCAUCGUCGUCCUUCUGGAAGCCCAGGCUGACCCUCCUUGCAAGUUGCCCCUGUACACUAACGCGCAUGAAGUAGUCCACGUCACGAAUCAUCAAGUGCCCAUCCGCCGUGGAGCAUGGCUACCCGACCUUCGUCCUUUUUGUUGGGGGAACGCUAAGCCCAAUUCUGUCAAUCUUCUCUUCAUCGGCCUUGAUCUUCACGGUCCCCCGUGCUUCUCAAAGCGGAACGCGACCAUGAUUUCGUCAUUUGUCGAUGAUGAGAUUGUCACACGAGCUCGGAGCAGACAGCCUACUCGGCCGGAAUGGACAAGAGUGUAUUGCUUGAUGACAACAAGGCUGGCUGGUACGAAUCCGAAGUACAUCUUGAAGCCUCAGCUUGGAUCUUUUGCGCACCUCUCGUGGCUCUUUACAGUACAGUCGUUUACAGCAAAGCUGUCUCCAGUAAUACAUCUUCGUACUCACGGUGGCCUACCACAGUUACAACACGGAAAUCAGCCGACUAGGAAGAGCUUGCUGGCUUACGCGCCUUUCGUUCUCGUCUCCUUUCCCCAACAAAUUCGGCUUCAAAGGCAAACCCCGGCCCCAGCUUCCCCUUUGAACCCUCUUGGCCGCCAGACCGCCCAUCGCCAGAUGACACCCAGCCCCCCUUGCACGGAUGGAAAGACCCGCCGCUGGACCCUGAAAAGUGCCCACGUCUGGUUUAGCCGCGACCUGUUGCUGCAGGUCGAUUCGCCGCUUACAACUCCGCUCGCCCGGGCACGCAGACCCCCGGAGAAGUCGGCGCGCCGGACCGGGCACUGGUUCCUUGGCUUAUGCGUCGGCGCAGCACACGGUGCCGGGUGUCUGCAAGUUGCCAGCCGUGGAUUGGAGCGGCUGUGCUUGAGACGGAAGAGGCGGCGGGCCACCAAAUACCGGGCCCGUUGUGAUUCUCCGACUGAAGCUCGUGGCCAUGCCAACGAAUCGUCCGAUUUCGAUCGCAUCCCAAUAAACAACUUCACAACAAGGCCAGCUGAGAAACAUAUGUGUUUUCUUGCCCGUUUCAAUCAGUCCAUGCGAGCCGAGGCUCAAUGCUUCCCGGCCGAAUCGCUGAGACGCAUCAUCGAUCUGCCCCACAAUCUAAGAAUCUCACCCCAAGCCACGGUGAACGGGCGGGUCCGACGAUCUGACCAUCAUCUGGGGCCAUGCAACCGCGUCUCUCUUCCUUCGACAAUUGACAUCGCAAACUAUCGGGUUCCGACGAGGGCUCGUUACGAUCGAGCCAAAGUCCCCGUUCCCCGCAUCAAGCAGCUUCUCUUGAUUCCCCGUUCCCGCACUACGCCACUCGCGCCCGGGUUGAGAGGGUUACAUGCGCCCAAGUGCCGCUCAGUAGCGCCAUACCCCGCCAAUGCAGAGAGUCCGGUGGGGGGAAUCAUAGGUCCGAGACUCCUCCUUGAGGGAUUCUGCAACCACAAACAAAGAGACGGGUCCCAUCCGCCUGAGGAGACCGCCACAGCGAAAGAGAGAGAGAGUCAGAGAGAGGAGAUGGUUAUGGAGAGAUCCAUUGAGAUGCUUCGUCGCACAGACCCCGCAUCCAUGGCAAACACGAACCCCUGCAGCACCACCAUGCGAGCAGCAGGGGGCUGCCAACGACGACUCGUUUUCCCGUUGCCUUCCCACCCACACAUCCUGACAUCAGUUGAGCAUGAGCUUCCGAGCCAUUUCUACGUUGUAUCGCGUUGUACCACCGAACUGUUCAAUUUGAUUACUAUUCUCAUCUUUCUGUGUUUACUUACCAUCUCAAUCCACUUCAUCAUGGCUACUCUGCCAAAGACUAUUCCUGGCACCGCCGUCGAGCUCCAGCUUCCGGCGCUGCCGACCACCGACUUUUGGAACGAGACUCAAUGGACCGUUCUGAUGUCCUUGCUUGAGGCGGUCCUCCCGCCCAUCUCACGACCGGCGACUCUCACAGACACGGCAAGCCAGAUCCGAGUGUCCGAUGCAGAAUAUGCGGCUGCGCUCCAACUCGCCCAGAACACAAUGAAGAAACCGCCUUCUGAGGAAAAGUUCCAGGAGUACAUGGCGCACAAUCCCGCAAAGGAACCCAAAUUCAUCGAGAGCAUCACCAGGACACUGGCGGCCCUGCCUUCCGGCGCGCAACGUCAACUCGGUGGCGCAAUGGGCGCUCUUGGUACGCGCGCCGGCACGUUGUUUCUCACUGGGUACUGGACCCCAGUUCACCUUCAACCCAUAGAAGUUCGUGAGCAAAUUUUGAAGGCUUGGCAGACGUCCAGGCUCCCCACAAUCAGGGUUCUAUCAAAGUCAAUAUGUCUCCUGGCGCAAAAGGCCGCCGUGCAGACCAAUCCUUUAUUCAUAGAGUUGACGGACUAUAUCGACAUGCCGGACUUCCAGACGCACGGCGAGGGCUUCGACUUCAACUUUAUGCAAUUCGAGUCGACUGGCGAGCCAGCCGUCGUAGAGACCGACGUCGUCAUCGUCGGAUCGGGCUGCGGAGGAGCAGUCGCUGCCAAGGUCCUGGCCGAGGCCGGUCACAAGGUCCUCGUUGUCGACAAGUCGUACUACUACACCCCGAGCCAGCUGCCCAUGUCCCAGGAUGCCGGCUGCUCGUUCCUGUACGAGAACGGAGGCUUCAUCACCAGCGAUGACAACUCGCUCAACAUGGUCGCCGGCAGCUGCUGGGGCGGCGGUGGCACCGUCAACUGGAGCGUCAGUCUCCAGACCCAAGGGUUCGUCCGCAAGGAGUGGUCUGAGCAGCGCGGCCUGCCAUUCUUCACCUCGCCCCAGUUCCAAAACUGCCUUGACAAGGUCUGCGAUUUCAUGGGCGUCAGUACCGACAAGGUCCGCCACAACCACCGCAACCAGGUGCUGCUGGACGGGUCCCGGAAGCUCGGAUGGCACGCCGCCACGGCCCCGCAGAACACCGGCGGGAUGGAGCACUACUGCGGGCAGUGCCACCUCGGCUGUGGGUCGACUGAAAAGCAGGGGCCAACCGUGAGCUGGCUGCCGGCAGCGGCGGGAUCUGGAGCCAAGUUUAUCGAGGGCUUCGAGGUUGAGAAGGUCACCUUUGACGAGACCAGCGGGUCCAAGCGAGCGACGGGCGUAGUUGGAAAGUGGGUUUCGAGGGGAGCCAACGGCAGCACCAGCGCGGCUUUGGAGCAGCGGACCACACGACAGGUUGUUAUCAAGGCCAAGAAGGUUAUCAUGUCGGCUGGAUCAGUUUCGAGCCCCUUGGUGCUGUUGAGAAGCGGUUUGACGAACCGACACCUCGGUCGUAAUCUCUAUGUCCAUCCCUGCAAUUUUGUAGGAGGCUACUGGAAGGAGGACUGCAAGCCAUGGGAGGGCGGUAUCAUCACGAGUUACUGCUCCUCAUUCGAGGACCUCGACAAGGCCGGUCACGGUGUGAAGCUGGAGCCUACUUGCAUGAUCCCUUACGCAAUCCUGUCCAGCAUGCCCUGGCACUCUGGCCUCCAGGCCAAGCUCAGCGAGCUCCGCUUCCGCCACUUUGGUGCCUUCAUCUCCCUCACCCGCGACCGCGACCCCGGCCGCGUGUACCCGGACCCCAUCUCCGGCCGCCCCCGCAUCGACUACGUCGUCUCCGACUUUGACCGCGCGAACACCCUCGAGGGCGUCGUCGCCCUCUGCAAAAUCUGCUACGUUGAGGGCGCGACGGAGAUUCACGCCGGUCUGCCCGGUCUCGAACCCUUUGUCAAGGAGGACCACGCCGAGCCUCCCUCAAAGGAGAAGGAGACGGCAGCCGCGUCGUCUUCGGCUUCGGACAGCGGCGACGAGGCGAUCCUCGACGGCGUCAACGAUCCCAAGUUCGUCGCGUGGCUUGAUAAGUUGCGUAGGGUGGGCAACGCGCCGCCCGUGGCCAUCUUUUCGUCUGCGCACCAGAUGGGUACGUGUCGUAUGGCGCCUAACGAGGACGAGGGCGUGGUGGGACCCAAGGGUCAUGUUUGGGGCACGGAGAAUCUGUUUGUCGCGGACGCGAGUGUUUUCCCUAGCGCCAGCGGGGUGAAUCCCAUGAUUACGAAUAUGGCGAUUGCAGAUUGGAUUGCGAUGAAUGUUGGGAAGGAGAUUAAGGCUGAGUUUUCGUAG
Molecule: messenger RNA, 5508 nt
Organism: Colletotrichum lupini
Lineage: Eukaryota; Fungi; Ascomycota; Sordariomycetes; Glomerellales; Glomerellaceae
Product: GMC oxidoreductase
Exons: 24
Coding region: 1-5508 (1835 amino acids)
Molecular function (GO): oxidoreductase activity, acting on CH-OH group of donors; FAD binding
Source: RefSeq, a predicted model, not a curated record